AUGCAAGCGGAGAAGCUCGGUCUGAAGCCUCGAGGUGGCACUGCAUGGAGCCACGGAUUCCUGAACCAGAAGGACUGGCACCCACUGUCGUACCGUAACCAAGAGAAGCUCUUCAAAGCGGAGCAAGAAGCGGAGAACGCGAAGAAACGCAAAGAGGCAGCUGCGAAGGAGUUUGCCGUGGAGCAGGAGUUCUUCAAAAACACCGAGCUCCUGAGCGCGGAGGACAGGACGACCUUGCGAAAUAAGCAGCAGCUCUCGUUCAUGUACCAGAAACCGCCCGGAUACGACGCGGCGAUGGAACGCGAGAAAGCGGAGGCUGAGGAGGCGAGGGAAGCCGAGCGGAAAGAGUUGAAGCGAAAAGAAGACGCGGCCGCGAGAGAAGCCGCGGGUCUGCCGCCGUUGACCGAAGAGGAGAUCAACGAACGCCGAGGACGACGGAUGAAGAAAGAUAUGUACGGCAGGAACAUCAUAUCCGAGGUGGAGAUGCCCGAGUUGAAGGGAGCGCCGAAGGAAAAAGGCGUCGGCGUUGCGAACGUGAAGGUGUUUGGCAAGCACGUGCGAGCUGUGCAGUGCCUUAGAUGCGGCGGGUUCGGGCACUCGAACGACGAGAAAACGUGUCCGAUGUUCGGUCACAAUCCGAACGACGAGUUCAGGGUGAAACUCGAGGACCCGCUGACGCUCAUGAGAGCCAGGGAGGAGCUGACGAAGAUGAAAAAGUUUGAGAUGAAGACGCCGAUGACGGGGCGGUCGCCGACACGGGGGGGUGGAGACCCGAACGCGGCGAACCAGCAACUGCUUCACGACGUCGACGUCCAGGACGCGCUCGAAGGCGGGACGGGGACGGAGACGGGCGAGGGCGGUAUAUUAGACUCCCUUCCGAAGGCGGAGCGGAAACGACUUAUCCGAGAGUACAAGGCGAAAGAGAAGGAGGAGAAACGCGCGAGAGUGGUGGCCGCGGAGGAGUUCCUCAAGAACCACGCGAAAAGAGAGAGAAAGGAAAAGAAGCGGAAGAAGGACAGGAAGGAGAAACGAUGA
Messenger RNA from Micromonas pusilla CCMP1545, 1035 nucleotides. RefSeq lists its product as uncharacterized. Gene Ontology annotation, cellular component: nucleus. NCBI's taxonomy places the organism in Eukaryota, Viridiplantae, Chlorophyta, Mamiellophyceae, Mamiellales, Mamiellaceae. The coding region runs from base 1 to 1035 and encodes 344 amino acids. Gene Ontology annotation, biological process: negative regulation of DNA-templated transcription. The transcript has a single exon. Gene Ontology annotation, molecular function: transcription corepressor activity. The record is from RefSeq and is a predicted model, not a curated record.